UCCGAUAGCGUUUUGGCUCGAAUCGCCUCAGCAACAACUAGCAACUCUGAUUACGCCAUGUCCUCCCAACGCCCGAUCGAUGCCGCGGGGAAAGCCUCUGCCAUGAUGGAACUGCCCUUUGGUCACCCUCUGGCCCGGGAUGGCGCAGGUGUAGAUGGCCGAGUGCGAACCAGCGGUGAUCCCCCUGUGCCUCCAGAGCUGGCCCUGAAGUUCUUGAAGGAAGGCAACCAACGCUUUGUUGAUGGAAAGCCACAGUCAACCAAGGUGGAUUCCAUCAUGAGAAAGGAGUUGGACAGGGAAGGACAAGCGCCCCACACUGCCAUCAUUGGAUGUGCUGAUUCCCGAUGUCCCUUGGAGACACUCUUUGACACCUUGCCCGGGGACAUCUUUGUGCUGCGCAAUGCCGGCAACACCUGUACACACGCAGAAGGCAGCAUGGUUGGUAGCUUGGAAUUCUGUACUGGCAAGUUGGGAUCUCGCCUGAUCAUGGUCUUGGGCCACACCAAGUGCGGUGCUGUCUAUGGUGCCACAAAUGCCUACAUUGCGGCCAAGAGGCAAGAGGCCCCUGUCACUUCAGCACUUGAAGGCCUCUUGUUCGAUUUGGCUCCAGUUGCAGACAAGGCUUUGCAAGACAGCGUUGAGGCAGUUGCUGCCCAUGCUGUCCGCGUGAACGUCUUCCACACUGUCGAUUUUUUGCUGAAGCACAGUGCCCCUAUCCGUGAGAAGGUUCGCAGUGGGCAGGUUGAGAUCCAAGGUGGACUUUACCACUUGGACACUGGCAAAGUGGAGUUCAUGGGCCGGUCACCAAAGCAGGAAGAGAUCCUGAAAUCCAUCGACGCCUUGACACUUCCUCCAUCCAUGACUCGCGAGGGUGGCCGCACUUUGGGCUAUGGUCCUGCGGCACGAGGCACGUACGGAGUGCGUACCACAGCCGAUGCUCCAGUCUCUGCUGAGGAUGCCUUGAAGAUGUUGAAGGCCGGCAACGAGCGCUUUGCCGUGGGGGCUCCUUUGGCCAAGCAUGCUACUUUGAAGAUGCGUGAAGCUCUGGUCAGCCAUGGGCAGGCGCCACACACGGCCAUCCUCGGCUGUGCAGAUUCUCGAGUGCCAGUUGACACUGUCUUCGAUGCUAUGCCAGGCGACCUGUUCGUGUUGAGGAAUGCAGGCAACACCUGUACGCACGCAGAAGGCAGCAUGGUUGGCAGCUUGGAAUUCUGUGCCGGAAAGCUGGGCUCCAAGCUGAUCAUGGUGAUGGGGCACACGCAGUGCGGUGCCAUUGCAGGAGCCACCAAGACCUACUUGGCCAACAAGGAAGGCAAGGGCUCCAAGAGUGCAGGCAGCGCACUGGAGGGACUCUUGAUUGGUUUGUCAGAUGUGGCAGAGCAGGCCAACCAGGAGCUUGGCCCUGGCGUGGAAGAAAGCAAGCUCAUCAGCCACACAGUGCGGGUGAACGUCUUCCGUUCCAUUGAGUUCUUGUUGACCUACAGCGAGCCUCUCAGGGCGCUAGUGAAGAGUGGAAACUUGGAGAUCCAGGGCGGCAUCUACCACCUUGAAACUGGCCGUGUGGAGUUCUUGGGUCAUGCCCCAACUCAGGCCGAGGUGCCGGCGUCGGACUUCACGUUGCCACCUUCGGUCAAGGGACUGCCGGUGCGCACCACCACCGAUGGUCCCAUGCCGUCCGUAGAAGCCCUGCAGAUCUUGAAGGAUGGCAACAAACGCUUUGUCACUGGUGAGACCUUGGCUGGCAACGUCACCAAUGGCAUGAGGAAGGCAUUGGUGAAGGAAGGACAAGCACCGUUGGCCGCCAUUGUUGGCUGCGCCGACUCCCGAGCUCCGCUGGAGACGGUGUUUGAUGCCAUGCCUGGCGACAUCUUCGUCCUGCGCAAUGCGGGCAACACCUGCACCCACGCUGAGGGCAGCGUCGUGGGCAGCUUGGAGUUCUGCAUUGGGGCACUUGGCACCAAGAUGGUCAUGGUCUUGGGGCACACAGCUUGCGGAGCGAUCAAGGGCGCCACGGCCACACACUUGCAGUUGAAGGCUGGCAACAAGCCCAAGGUCACCAAGGCCUUGGAUGCCUUGCUGCAGGGUCUCAGUGUGGUGGCUUCGAAGGCGGCUGAUGAGUUGGGACCCAAUGCCACCGAGGAGCAGAUUGUGAACCACACCAUCAAACUGAAUGUCUUCCAUUCCAUCGAGUUUCUGUUGCAGUACAGCCCUCUCAUCAGGGAGAAGGUGGCAGCGGGUGAAGUGGAGAUCCAGGGUGGCGUUUACGACUUGGAGAGCGGUGAGGUGGAGUUCUUGGGUCGAUGCCCAACCCAGGACACCCUGCUGAAGUCUGGCGCUGCUCUGCCUCCAUCCUUGGCCUGAGCGACAUGAGCAACACGGUGUUGGCAAUGGUUUCACAAAGGCGGUUUUCGACAAAUUUUCGUGGCAUGUGUUGCCCGAAACUCUUUAAUGCAAGCACUUUUUCUGAGAGCACAUUUAAACUUUAAACAAACUGCUAGGUUAACAAUCUGGCAAGGUUUGUACCAGUACUAAUAAUUAAUAGUAAGAGCCAUACUUGUAGCGACAGGUACGGCCAGCAUGAUGAAAGUCUCAGCAAUAGCCGCUGUAUCAGUC
Molecule: messenger RNA, 2613 nt
Organism: Cladocopium goreaui
Lineage: Eukaryota; Dinophyceae; Suessiales; Symbiodiniaceae
Source: the annotation of a GenBank genome assembly